Molecule: messenger RNA, 960 nt
Organism: Asparagus officinalis (garden asparagus)
Lineage: Eukaryota; Viridiplantae; Streptophyta; Magnoliopsida; Asparagales; Asparagaceae
Exons: 4
Coding region: 427-675 (82 amino acids)
Cellular component (GO): mitochondrion
Source: RefSeq, a predicted model, not a curated record
AAUUUUAAAAAACAGGUGCUAAUAUCAAAAUUAUUCCGGGGUCGGUUACCCGAACUAUUUCCUCUUCGUUGUCCGCGACCCAUUCGUUCAGCGUUCACUGAUGAGCUCUAGCAUCACCUCCGACAUCAAAACUCAAAAGGUGCUAAUAUCAAAAUUAUUCCGGGGUCGGUUACCCGAACUAUUUCCUCUUCGUUGUCCGCGACCCAUUCGUUCAGCGUUCACUGAUGAGCUCUAGCAUCACCUCCGACAUCAAAACUCAAAAGAUCAUAGAGUCAGGAAUUAUUCACGCGAAUACAAGACCUCUUCAAGACAAGGUUCUAAUAUGAAUACUAUGAUCUGAAGAGAAAUUUCAGUGGGAUCGGUUUUGUUAUGUCUUUCAAGUGAGAGGAAAGACAUAAUAGCAAGAAAUAAUACUUUGCUGUCAUUAUGGCUCCCUCAUUGGACUUGCAGGCAUUUAUAGCUCGUGCUCGUGUCUUGAAGCUCUACCGGCAAGCUCUGCGGACUGCUCGCAGGGCCCCGAUUCAUGCAAGAGAUGAGCUGAGAAAUACAACGAGGCAGGAGAUAGAAAAGAACCGGCACUGUGAUGACAAGCAGAAAGUACGCUUCCUCGUCAGUGAAGGAUAUCAGAGAUUGAAAGAACUCGAUGAGAUGCUCGAUAUGCAGGGUCACAGAUAGAUAUAUGUGGUCCUGAACCGUAGGGUAGUUUUAGUUCUUGUGACCUUAGCGAAAGAUCGAGUGCAGAUUUAUGUUGUAUCAUUCAAAUUUAUUCUUGAAAAAUCUCAGUUUGGAGAUGCAUUAAACCGGUGAUAACCUUGUCGUUGAGGAAUUCUGUAAUUCUGUCAUUUCUUGGCUCGAGGAUUCUUUGAAUUUUUGUUUAGGUUAACGACGUGGUGCAAACGUCUAGCAAUAGAUCAUUUUUGUAUUUUUAAUUGACGUCUAAUGAAUAUUAUCAUUUCUUUA